Molecule: messenger RNA, 1156 nt
Organism: Centropristis striata (black sea bass)
Lineage: Eukaryota; Metazoa; Chordata; Actinopteri; Perciformes; Serranidae
Gene: foxl2a
Product: forkhead box L2a
Exons: 1
Coding region: 213-1133 (306 amino acids)
Biological process (GO): anatomical structure morphogenesis; cell differentiation; regulation of transcription by RNA polymerase II
Molecular function (GO): RNA polymerase II cis-regulatory region sequence-specific DNA binding; DNA-binding transcription factor activity, RNA polymerase II-specific
Source: RefSeq, a predicted model, not a curated record
AAAUCCCCGUAGAAGAGAGAGGAAGGUUCGGUGCAUGUCACCUACUGAGCCACAAAAUACCGAUUUCUCGGCGCAGUUCGGAGGCAGAUCUCCCUCCGCGGUGCAUCCUGAAGUCCUGCAACACAUCAGUCUGCGAGUCUACUAGCGCCAUUUGAAAGGUUUUUUUUGCUUUUCGGGAUUUGGACUGGACUUGUUUUGUUUUGGUGUGCGCAAUGAUGGCCACUUACCAAAACCCAGAGGAUGACGCAAUGACCUUAAUGAUCCACGACACCAACACGACCAAGGAGAAAGAGCGACCCAAAGAGGAGCCGGUCCAGGACAAAGUCCCGGAGAAGCCAGAUCCGACCCAGAAACCACCGUACUCGUAUGUGGCUCUCAUCGCCAUGGCCAUCCGGGAGAGCUCGGAGAAGCGGCUCACUCUGUCCGGUAUCUACCAGUAUAUCAUCACCAAGUUCCCCUUCUAUGAGAAAAACAAAAAGGGCUGGCAGAACAGCAUCAGACACAACCUGAGUCUCAACGAGUGCUUCAUUAAAGUCCCGCGGGAGGGCGGCGGCGAGAGGAAAGGGAAUUACUGGACACUGGACCCGGCCUGCGAGGACAUGUUCGAGAAGGGGAACUACCGGAGACGCCGCAGGAUGAAGCGGCCGUUUAGACCUCCACCGACUCACUUCCAGCCGGGGAAGUCCUUGUUCGGGGGGGACGGCUACGGCUACCUGUCCCCGCCCAAGUACUUGCAGUCUAGCUUCAUGAACAAUUCGUGGUCGCUCGGCCAGCCGCCCACCCCCAUGUCCUACACGUCCUGUCAGAUGGCCGGCGGGAACGUGAGUCCCGUGAACGUGAAGGGGCUGUCGGCCCCCUCCUCCUAUAACCCCUACUCCCGGGUGCAGAGCAUGGCGCUGCCCAGCAUGGUGAACUCUUACAACGGCAUGAGUCACCACCACCACCCCGCGCACCCCCACCAUGCCCAGCAGCUGAGCCCCGCCACGGCGGCACCGCCUCCGGUCUCCUCCGGUAACGGAGCGGGCCUCCAGUUCGCCUGCUCCCGCCAGCCCGCGGAGCUCUCCAUGAUGCACUGCUCUUACUGGGAACACGAGACCAAACACGCGGCGUUACACACGAGGAUUGAUAUUUAAAGUUUUAUCUAUAAUGGUCUGUG